CCACUAAAGAAAGAAAGAAAGUCAAACAUCAAGCGCUGCGUGUUCACAUCACUCUGAUUUUCUCUCUUGAGUGUUUUAAACAGAGUGUUGUGUGUGUGUGUUUGUGUUGAGAUGUUGAGGAUGACGUCACAGAUGUGCUGUAAAUCAGUGGGAACUGAUCUGUCCAUGCUGGAUAUUGAUGAUUUCAUCACAGAAAUCUGUCAGCUGAAGAAAGAGGUGGCGUUACUGGAGGAAAAGCUGAGGACAAGAGGAGAUGAACUCAACACUGAGGUUUGGACACAUUCAACAUCAUUUACUGCUUUUAUACUGUCAUUCAUGUCAAACUAAACCAAAGUGAGACAUCACACAUAUAUUCUAUAUAAAGCUCCAGUGCUGAUGAUGUGUUGUGUGUUUGUCAGAUUGUGGUAAAGGUCGAGUCAAACCCCACAGACGCUCAGGACACUGUGUGUGACAGUAAUCACACCUUGAAUCAGGAUGAAUCUACUGAUCAAACCUCCACAGAGUCUCUGGAUUCUGUCUGUAACGCUGGAGAACAGCAGAUCCUGAACACCAGACCACUCAACAUGUGUUCUGUCACACUGAUGGACUGCAGGAAACUCAUGGAGAUGAAAACGGAAGAAACAUCAGACAAAGAUCAGACUGGUGAAGAUGAUUUGUUUUCUUCAGUGAAACCGAUGAGCGACGGCGGGAACAUGAUGGAGUUAAAAAAAGAACCCAAAUCUGAGGAACUUUACACUGAUGAUGACAAUCAGGAUGAUUAUUUUCAUCCUUCAGAUGAGAGCGGUGAUUCAUGUUGUGAUGGAGAAACGGCCUCUACAUCAAAACAGCGACUGACAGCACAAACUCUUUCCUGCAUCACCUGUGGAAAGACAUUCAGUUCACAGAGACGUUUAGAGACACAUGAGAGAAAACACACAGAACAGAAACUCUUCACCUGCACCAGAUGUGACAUCAGCUUUCCUACCUUACAAGAGAAGAAACUUCAUUCACAAGAGCACAGAGACCAGAAACACUUUCACUGUCAGCAGUGUGGGAGAGCUUGUGUCUCGUCUUCUAGUCUGAACGCUCACAUGAGGACACACACUGGAGAAAAACCUUUCCACUGCAGUCAAUGUGACAAAUAUUUCAGCACAAAAUCAAGUCUUGUUCUUCAUCAGAGAAUUCACACUGGAGAAAAACCCCACAAGUGUCCUCACUGUGACAAGAGAUUCAGCCAUUCAUCUAAUCUGAAGAAACACAUGCAUGUCCACACUAACGAGAGACCGUAUCAGUGCAGUGAAUGUGGAAAAGCCUAUAGGAGGGCAUAUAAUCUAAAGUUACACCAAAAAAGACACUCUGAGGAGAAACUCUAUCAGUGUUCACACUGUGAUAAAAGUUUUGUUAAAAAAUCGUACUUGGUACGUCAUGAGAGAAUUCACACUGGAGAGAAACCUUACCUCUGCUCUCACUGUGGNGGUGAUUCAUGUUGUGAUGGAGAAACGGCCUCAGCAUCAAAACAGCGACUGACAGCGACAACUCUUUCCUGCAUCACCUCGUGGAAAGACAUAGUUCAUUCAGAGACGUUUAGAGACACAUGA
Molecule: messenger RNA, 1577 nt
Organism: Triplophysa rosa
Lineage: Eukaryota; Metazoa; Chordata; Actinopteri; Cypriniformes; Nemacheilidae
Product: zinc finger protein 239-like
Exons: 2
Coding region: 564-1577 (337 amino acids)
Biological process (GO): regulation of DNA-templated transcription
Molecular function (GO): RNA polymerase II cis-regulatory region sequence-specific DNA binding; DNA-binding transcription factor activity, RNA polymerase II-specific
Source: RefSeq, a predicted model, not a curated record